AUGUCCCCCGACGCAUGCCAUGGCAAGCCUCUCCAGGCUCUCAGGCACGCCGCGCAGCCGAAAUGGGCCGAGCAAGAUCGCGUCUUGCAGGCCCGGCUCUGCUCCACUGUGAAGACCUCUAAGUUCGUGGCUCGCACACUGGGAUCCCAGGCCACGCCGGCACAAGUGCAUCCAAAGGUCUUCAGCACCGGAGGCAGCUCCUUCACAAACACUGUGGCCCCCUCAGCGGUCAGCAUGAGAUGCUCAAGUUUCUUCAAAAAGCCAAAUGCCGGCCUCCAUAUCUGCUUCGACCGCGACUCCGCAAGGGUGACAGAGCAGCUGACCAGGUUUGCCAAGGGUGCGAAUGUGGAUUGCCACUUGCGGAUCGGGAAGGUCAGUGUGACUUGCAGUGACCUCAGCAGCGGGCACUUUCGCAGCAACGCGUUCAACAGCAGCAGCUUGGAAUCCUCUGCCGGCCAGUGA
Coccomyxa subellipsoidea C-169 is the source of this 462-nucleotide messenger RNA. RefSeq lists its product as hypothetical. The coding region runs from base 1 to 462 and encodes 153 amino acids. NCBI's taxonomy places the organism in Eukaryota, Viridiplantae, Chlorophyta, Trebouxiophyceae, Coccomyxaceae. The transcript has 2 exons. The record is from RefSeq and is a predicted model, not a curated record.